CCACAAGGUACGUGGUUUUGACCGAAGUGCAAUCUUUGUUCCUUUCUGCCGCUCUUAUGGUAGCGGGACCAGGAUUGUUACGCAUUCUUCACCUCUUUGUUCACCCACAUCAAAGAAACGUUUACAAUUAGGCCCUAUAUCCUUCCUCUUUACCCGUUCGGAGGAGCACCUAGCAUCGAUAACAGCUACAGAUACCUAAUAAUCCAACGCUGACCACUAACACCAAUCACCUGUCAGCCACGACCAUGCACUUCAACACUCUCACCACCCUCCCUUUCCUCAUUGUCCCCCUGACAACCGCCGCUAUUCUUCCCUUCCCCUCCUUCACAUGCUCUAAAUCUGGCAACCCGGGUGCCGUGUACUACUGCCGAACGCGAAACUUCAACAAUGCCGUCGCUGGCGAUUGCAUUUACCACCUUCCCGAUCCCAAGAACGCCUGUUUUACGACUCCAUUUGCAGUGCAGAGCAUUGGCCCUGAUAAGGGAGGCUAUUGCGUGCUGUUUGAGGAUAAGGAGUGUCUGGGCAGCGUCAUUACUCUCGAGGAUAUCAAUAGGGUUGUUUGUCCUGGCGUGAAGAAGUGGCCUAGUAACCUGCCGAAGGCGGGUAGUAUGGCUUGUUAUGCCGGAUCUUCGUAGACUGAGGCUGUGAGAUUUGAGAAUUAUAAGAUAUGGUCGUUUGUCUGUCCAACUUUUUUUUGGUCCAUUUUGUUUAGUUUUCUGGUCGGGC
This is a messenger RNA of Boeremia exigua, 726 nucleotides long. RefSeq lists its product as uncharacterized. The record is from RefSeq and is a predicted model, not a curated record. Lineage: Eukaryota; Fungi; Ascomycota; Dothideomycetes; Pleosporales; Didymellaceae. The transcript is spliced from 2 exons. The coding region runs from base 246 to 635 and encodes 129 amino acids.